GGCUAUGACCCGCAAAGCCCUCCUACCUACCCCACCUGCACCCCCUCUCUAGGGUUUCCCUCUUUUAAUCCCCAGCCGCCGCCACGCGCCUCCCUUACCCUCUCCCCACCCUCCACCGCCGCCGACGCAGACGGGUCGCCGUCGCCUCCUCCUCCAUGGCGUCAGAGAAGAAGCAGUCCAACCCGAUGAGGGAGAUCAAGGUGCAGAAGCUGGUCCUAAACAUCUCCGUCGGAGAGAGCGGGGAUCGCCUCACCCGUGCCGCCAAGGUCCUGGAGCAACUGAGUGGACAGUCACCAGUGUUCUCUAAGGCUAGAUACACUGUCCGCUCGUUUGGUAUCAGGCGUAACGAGAAGAUUGCCUGCUAUGUAACUGUAAGGGGUGACAAGGCAAUGCAGCUUUUGGAGAGUGGAUUGAAGGUCAAGGAAUAUGAACUGCUAAGGAGGAACUUCAGUGAGACAGGGUGCUUUGGUUUUGGAAUCCAGGAGCACAUUGAUCUUGGCAUCAAGUAUGAUCCUUCAACCGGUAUUUAUGGAAUGGAUUUCUAUGUUGUCCUUGAGCGUGCUGGGUACCGCGUUGCACGCCGUCGCAGAUGCAAGUCCCGUGUUGGAAUCCAGCACAGGGUGACCAAGGAGGACGCCAUGAAGUGGUUCCAGGUGAAGUACGAAGGUGUCAUCCUCAACAAGGCCCAGGCUAACUCUUAGAACCUGAUGCGUAGUCUAAGCCGUUAGACAUGUUAUGGCUACAAAGGAGUUUCACCGCUGCCCAAGUUUUUAGUCCACUUUGUGCAAGCUCGGAUCUUGUUAUUUUAAGUCUUGUUACAUGAGCCAGUUUUGGACUGAGGAGCUUAUGAUGUGUCUGAUUACUUGAAAGCUGAAAUCAUGGAUGCACUUCUGUUA
Phragmites australis (common reed) is the source of this 896-nucleotide messenger RNA. RefSeq names its product large ribosomal subunit protein uL5-like. NCBI's taxonomy places the organism in Eukaryota, Viridiplantae, Streptophyta, Magnoliopsida, Poales, Poaceae. Gene Ontology annotation, molecular function: structural constituent of ribosome; RNA binding. The coding region runs from base 156 to 701 and encodes 181 amino acids. Gene Ontology annotation, cellular component: ribosome; cytosolic large ribosomal subunit. Gene Ontology annotation, biological process: translation. The record is from RefSeq and is a predicted model, not a curated record. The transcript is spliced from 5 exons.